AAAGGCUGGAGCAGCCUCCAACGCCAAACGCGGGACAAGGCGCAAACAGAGAGUAAGGAGACCGCGGGCGAGGAGGGGGGAUCUGAAGUCACCCAUGCGCGAUCGCCGGAGGCCCCUCCUGCCUGCCGGAGAAGCCAUAAAAAACCCUCGCCGAGGCGCGCAGCCCCACACUGGGAGAACGGAGCCAUUGGCGAGGAGAGCAGCCAAGAUCGAUCCGGGAGUAGCAGAGCAAGCGAGAGUCUUACGUACCACAAAAGAUGCAGGGGACUAUGCGGUUGUGGUUGUCCAUGAUGACUCUUGCCCUGUGCCUGCUGAUCUGUCUGGGGACAUUGGCAGAAGCAUAUCCUUCCAAACCAGACAGCCCUGGUGAGGAUGCGCCUGCAGAAGAUAUGGCCAGAUACUACUCAGCAUUGAGGCAUUACAUUAACCUCAUCACACGGCAAAGAUACGGAAAACGAUCCAGCCCAGAGACACUGAUCUCCGAUCUUUUGUUGCGAGAAAGUACAGAAAACAUUCCUAGAUCUAGGUAUGAAGAUCCUGCAAUGUGGUGAUGGGAGUCACAGCCGACCUUCAGUCUUUUUUUCCUAGUUUUCACUCCAUGUGCCAUUGGUAGAAGACCAGUUGGAGGUCCACCCACCAGUGCAUGCAGCCAUUGUACUGAAAUCUGUAGGUUCCCCCCCCACCUUCAUUAUCCUUGUACAUACGUUUAUUUAAAUAAAUUACUUGUGUACUCUAAAUGGUAACAUUUUAAUGCAAGAGGGUCACUAUAAUGAGCAGAAUUUUUUUAAGCUAUUAAAAUUUAAUUUACAACUUCCUUACUGUCUAAAAUAGCAUGUAUAAUAACUGUAGCACCCACCCUAAUAGUUGUAUAAAAAGUAGCAUUAAUUUUACACCUUAUUUGGUUCAGGGGCUCACUUUUAACAAUUGAUUUCUACAACAUUAUUUAUUUCAUAACUAUUGUUGCCCAUGACACAAUUGAAAAAAAAAAUAAAAUUAUGUGGAA
Messenger RNA from Python bivittatus (Burmese python), 1003 nucleotides. RefSeq names its product neuropeptide Y (gene NPY). Gene Ontology annotation, molecular function: neuropeptide hormone activity; neuropeptide Y receptor binding. NCBI's taxonomy places the organism in Eukaryota, Metazoa, Chordata, Lepidosauria, Squamata, Pythonidae. The record is from RefSeq and is a predicted model, not a curated record. Gene Ontology annotation, biological process: feeding behavior; neuropeptide signaling pathway. Gene Ontology annotation, cellular component: extracellular region.